Molecule: messenger RNA, 2454 nt
Organism: Bathycoccus prasinos
Lineage: Eukaryota; Viridiplantae; Chlorophyta; Mamiellophyceae; Mamiellales; Bathycoccaceae
Exons: 2
Coding region: 1-2454 (817 amino acids)
Cellular component (GO): HULC complex; nucleus
Molecular function (GO): ubiquitin protein ligase activity; metal ion binding
Source: RefSeq, a predicted model, not a curated record
AUGAACAACGCGAAAGAGUUCACGAACGAAGAGCGCUCGCUUCUGAAGUUUCAAAAGAAACAACAGCACGGACAGAUCGAAGCGAGACGUAAAGAAGUCUCGGAUUUAGAGCGUCAACUUCUCAAAGAGAAGCGAAAAUCAGAGGCAUUCGAGAAAACCGUGAUUGCGAUUUCGGACGAGUGGAACCAAUUGCAAUCGGCGUUCGAGACGCUUCUUGAAGAACAAAACUUUGCAAUCACCACCGACGAUGAUAAAAGUCAGAAAAGAAAUAUCAAUUCGAGGAGGUUUGAUGCGUUCAGAAGACUUUUGCUGAAGAACGUCAGCGAAGAAGACGAAGCGGCGUUUGAGAAGGAGUUCAACCCUCCGCGGGCGAAGAAGAAGAGGAAACGCGGCGACGGCGGGGAUGGAGACGGCGAUACCGCGACGAGGGAAGACGAGACGAUGGAGAACGAGGGAGAGGAAGAAAGCGACGAGGACGAGGAGGUGAACGCGACAGAGGAGGCAAAGUUUUUAGCCGACUUGAAAAGUCGAGCGGCAAAGACGAAGGAGCGAUUUGCGAGCGCCGUUAUCGCGGCGAAGAAGAAUCCGAACGCGACGGCGAACGAGAAAAAAACGGAUUACUUAGCCGCGGAUGCGUUGAGAGCGAAGCGAAUCGCGAACGCGUUGAGAGCGACGAAGGCAAAGAUGGAGGAGAAGUUGAAGGAGAACGAGGAGUUGUUGGAAACCAGACGUUUGGACGUGAUGCAUUUGAGACGGAGAAUUGAAAUUUUGCAAUACGAAGGCGCCAACCCGGGCGAGGUCGAUAAAGAUUUGGGCAUCAAGUUAGCGACGAAAGAAGACGCAAAAUUAGCCGGAGCCAAGGCGCAAAUGAAAGCGAGCGAGAAAGCUGCUGCUGGUGCUGCUGCGACGACGCCGCCGUCUUCGAAUGCCCCAACGAAGAACGUGGAAACCGAUAGCACACAACUCGGACAACUCAAAGCGGAUUUAGGCGAAGCGGUGGCGAGAUUUAAAAUGUCCGAAAAGCUUCUCGCCGAUAUGCGCGAAAAGAACGCAAAGAUCGAAUCGGAGUUGAAAGCUAUCAAGAACCAAGGCAAAAAUGGCGCCAGCGAAGCCUUAGUUGUCCAAUCGCCUCUGUAUACCGCGUUAUCGCAACAGCUGGAGAUUUUGAAAACUGAAUCUACGAAAUUCGACACGAGACUCGAACAAACGAAGAGAGAGAACGACCAGAUUAAAACGAGGAAUUUGAAGUUGGAAAUCGCGAAUCGAGACGCGCAAGCGCAAGAGGAGAAACUGAACGCGGCGGAGAAUUACUCGAGAGAGUUGAAGUCUUUCCUCGAAAGAGCGAAUAAGGAAAGAGACGAGGCGGAGAAGAAAAUUUCCGACGCGGUUGGCGCGGAGAAAGGCAAAGGGAAAGAUACGGAAGAGUCCGCGCAAGCUUUAUUGAAAAUUGUUCAGCAGCAAAUGGAAGCGUUUAAGAACGAAAACGAAAAGUUGAAGAAAGCGCGAACGGAACGCGACGAGGCGAAAGAGCAAAACCGGACGUUUGAAACGCAAGUCAAAUCUCUCGAAGCGAAAGUCGCUACGCUGGAAAAGAAAGCGGCGUCGAAAUCGAAAACGUUGGAGAAAGAUUUAGCCGCGGUUACGGCUGAAUUGAAACAAGAAAAAGAAAACAGAGAAAGAUUAGAAAACGAAACGAAAGAGAAAUCGGACGAGCUCGAUCAGUUAGCCGAGGAGCUCGGCGGUUUAGCCUCGAUGGCGGACGAAGCGACGGAAUACGGCGAAACGAUUUUACAAAAGCUGUCCGACAAGGAAGACGAAGUGAACAAAAUGAAGAAAGAGGCCGCCGCGGCGCAAAGAGAGGCGAAAAAGUAUUACGACGAUUACGAACAAGUUAGAAUGAGCAACGAGAAAGAUAAAGUCGAAGCGAAAGCGGCGACGGAGAAAGCGCAAAAGUUAGAGGCGGAUGUGGAAAAGUUGACGAAAGAGUUAGAGACGGCGAAAUCCGAGGCGCGCGGCGCUUCCGGUGCCGGAUCGAGCGAUAAGUUGAAAAUUGAACAAUUGGAAACGGAUUUGACGAAACUCAAGUCGCAGUUAAGUAUCGUCGAAAGUCGAUGCAACCAGUUGAGCUCGGACGAGGCGAAGUUACAAAAAGAGAUUAAAAAAUUAGAAAAGGAAAGAGACGAUUUGAAAAUUGAAAACGCCGGCGUGAAGAAAAAAUGCGACCGAUUAUCGCGAGAAGGCGGUGCUGGGGCGUUGCAAGAAGAAAUCGACGCGUAUAAAACGAUGAUGGGGUGCAAUGUGUGUAAGCAAAGAGAUAAAGCGUGCGUGAUUACGAAGUGUUUUCACAUGUUUUGUAGGGAAUGCAUCGAUACGAGAAUCGCGACGAGGCAGAGAAAAUGCCCCGGAUGCGCGUUGGCGUUUUCCGAGAACGACGUUCAGAAUAUAUAUUUUUAA